Dichomitus squalens LYAD-421 SS1 is the source of this 1890-nucleotide messenger RNA. RefSeq lists its product as uncharacterized. Gene Ontology annotation, molecular function: histone binding; DNA binding. Gene Ontology annotation, biological process: regulation of DNA-templated transcription; nucleosome assembly. The record is from RefSeq and is a predicted model, not a curated record. Lineage: Eukaryota; Fungi; Basidiomycota; Agaricomycetes; Polyporales; Polyporaceae. The coding region runs from base 82 to 1461 and encodes 459 amino acids. Gene Ontology annotation, cellular component: nucleolus. The transcript has 2 exons.
UUUCCUCAAUCUCCUGCAUUCUGCCCUCUCUGCGAGCCCACAACCACCCUCUUACCGCGUCUGACUAGGAAACCACCCGCCAUGACCAGCUGGCAGGCGCUCAUGGCCCUUAGUGCCACGCACACCCAGCAGACAAAGGAGGCUGUCGAAUCCCAGCUCGCCGAACGACAACGACGGGAGGCCCAGAAACGCAAGGAGAUUGAGGAGAAGGAGAAGCGGGAGCGGGAGCUCGAGGCCAAGCUCCGUAUCAAACGCCUCGAGGAGCAGAAGAGGGAGCAGGAGCGUGCCGAACGCCUGGAACGGGAACGGCAGGCGAAGGAGCGGGAGAUGCAGCGGAGACUAGAGCAGGAGCGCGACGCCUUGCUCUAUGGGCCAAAGAAGGCGAAGGACAAGCACGGCUACCCCGUCUCGGGGGCGGGCAGGCGCAGACCUUCGGACGACGACGAACCCGGCCCUUCCAACGUUCUCACGCGCGAGGAGAAGCGACGGCGGGCACUGGAGAGGGAGCUGGGUCUCAGUCGGAGCUCGGCAAAACGGACGUCGGGUGGGAUUGCGACCAGGAAGCCCGGCAGGCGACUGCCUGGGGGUGCGGUGGAUAGCGUUGGGACGAUUUCCUCCUCCUCGUCGCAGACUUCCCCAGGCAAGGCGCAGUCGACGAAGGAGCGUCUCAAGUCCGAGCCGGCGAUGCUAAUCAAGCUGAACCAAAACAAACGCGAUACGAGGACUAUCGACGAGAUCAUGACCGACCGCGCAAAGAUGCGGCAGGGCAAGGUUCUCGAUGGCGAGUCCGCAAAGGAGUUCAACGAUUGGUUCGGCAAGGCGAAGAAAGACCCUCCGAAGAAGGCGUCCGUCCCUGCCACAUCUUCUUCCACGUCUCGAGCUAACACGCCUGCUGUCGCUGCGAGUGGUUCUGCAUCGCCUCGCCCUCUUUCCUCUGCACCUGUCAAGCCCAUCCCCAAGUCCACCCCUGCUUCCAAGUCCAGUGCUGCGGCGUUUGCGAAGGUCGGCAGCGCGACAAAGCCUCCCGUGUCCAAAGCAGCGAGCGCCAAGCCUGCUGCAGGCGUUUCUCGCAUGCCGCCUCCUUCCCACAAGACGCCUUUGUCAGCUCCGGCCGCCCGACCCACCCCGAAGAAACGUCGGUCGCCGUCGUCCAGCGUCUCACCGCCCCCUGCUAAGCGGCGCCCCGCCCCUGGUGGUUCCCGCCGCGGCGAUGAGGAUGAUGUCGAUAUCAGCAGUCAGAUCUGGAAGAUCUUCGGAAAGGACCGCUCUUCUUACAUCGAGCGUGACGUCUUCAGCGACGACGAGGACAUGGAGGCGGAUGCGUUUGAUGUCGAGCGGGAGGAGGCACGAAGCGCUCGGAUUGCGAAGAAGGAAGACGAGCUCGCAAUGGAACAGGAGAGGCGUCACGAGGAAGAGAAGAGGAGGAAGAGGAAGGAGAAGGAGAAGCGCGGCAACUACUGAACGCCUCUCCGCGAUUAUUACUAGUGGGUGUAAUUCGAACCCUGCUUCUGGUGCUGAUAGGACUCCCCAUCCUGACUCGAAAGCCGUACUACACUACCUACCACGCUAUAACGUUGUUCCCCUUGACCAUUGAAUCGUCAUGUCUCGUCAAUUUCAUUAUUCCCUGUCAUACAUAUCCGUCCACCUCAUCCUGUACUUUCGCAUGUCGUGCUACACAUCGCUUCGUCGUUUGUUCAUCCUCCAAGUACUAUUUGCUGAUCUCACCUGUCUCCACACGUAUUACAUGCAUACAUGCGCACCGCAUUGCGCCGAUUCCGAGGCUCCCAACUUCGAUUACAAUUACCACUGUAGACGUUAGGCAUUCAAGCUCAAGGCUUCCAUACAGACAUCAUCGCGCUUGUACUCUAAAUGAUCCUCGUUUUGUGCAAC